UGCGAUCAUAGGUAGAGGGCGCUUUUAAUUUUAUUUCAGAAAGUUGAAGUUGAGUUGAACGGGAAAGUUGUAAAUAAUUUUCAUAAAAUAUCGACGAAGCGCCUUAAUUUCAAGCGUAAGAUAAAUAAAAAGUGACUCAAUGAUUACAAAGUGAAUCCAGCGAGUAAUGGAAAACCAUAAACAGAGUGCCAUAUGAAACAAAAAACUAUCAUUGCGCACGAUACCCCAACGCCAUUUUGAGGCGAAAUUUUCUAAAUAGCGGCAGCUCGGAGGAUGGCCCGGGGCGGCGGGAGUGCUCUAAUUAACUGACGGACGCUGCCGGCUCUCAGCUGGCGCGAGCAAUAAAGAUGCCACGUCCUGGCAGCCUCAAGGACCCAGACAUUGCCGAGUUGUUCAGCAAACAUGACCCGGAGAAGAUCUUUGAGGAUCUCCGGGAGAUCGGCCAUGGAUCUUUCGGGGCGGUGUAUUAUGCUCGCUGCAAUCUCACAAAGGAGAUUGUGGCUAUCAAGAAAAUGUCUUACUUGGGGAAGCAGAGUGAGGAGAAAUGGCAGGACAUCUUGAAAGAGAUCAAAUUCUUGAAACAAUUGGAACACCCGAACACCAUAGAAUACAAAGGGUGCUACAAGCGGGAGCACACGGCGUGGCUGGUCAUGGAAUACUGUGUCGGCUCGGCCUCCGACAUUAUCGAAGUUCACAAGCGUCCCCUGCGUGAAGAAGAAAUCGCAGCAAUAUGCGAGGGCGUCGUCUGCGGGCUGUCCUACCUGCACAGCUUGGGCCGUAUCCACCGCGACAUCAAGGCUGGAAACAUUCUGCUCACAGAGAACGGCACCGUCAAACUAGCCGACUUUGGGAGUGCGAGCAUCAAGUGCCCGGCGAACAGUUUCGUUGGGACGCCGUACUGGAUGGCCCCAGAGGUCAUAUUGGCGAUGGACGAGGGGCAGUAUGAUGGAAAGGUGGACGUCUGGUCGCUGGGCAUCACGUGUAUCGAGUUGGCGGAGCGCAAGCCACCCUACUUUAACAUGAACGCCAUGUCCGCACUCUACCACAUCGCGCAGAACGACUCUCCUACAUUACAGGCUCCAGAAUGGUCGGACACGUUUCGAUACUUCGUCGAAGCGUGCCUCCAAAAGAACCCACAAGACCGACCUUCAUCAAUGAAGCUGCUCCAGCACCCCCACAUCACGAGGCAUCGGUCGUCCAACGCGCUGGUCGACCUGAUCCAGCGGACGAAGGCGGCCGUACGCGACCUGGACAACUUGAACUAUAGGAAGAUGAAGAAGAUAUUGAUGGUGGAUGGUGACAAUGAGAGUGCUAUUGGUGACAGCGAAGAAACGGCCGAAGAGCGCUCAGGCGGCGACAGCUCCAAGUCCAACUCGGCGACGUCCGAGCACAGCGCCGCGGGCGCCUCCAGCCAGUCCUCCUCGUCCGGCAGCCUGCGCCGCCGGCCCCGCCCGCAAAUCAACGCGAACCACCACAACCAGCAACAGCCGCAGUACCAGCACCUCAACCACCAGCACUCCUCACAUUCUACGAGAGAGAGCGAGAGCCCUCUGCCGGCGCCCAACGACGACUACGUUAACAGGGACGCGCUCCGGGAGUUCGCCAACCGCGACUCGUUGUGCGACGACUACGGCGAUGACUACGCGAACAGGGACGCCAUCCGCGAGGCGCAGCGGGAGCGAGAGCGCGAGCGCGAGAGAGACCGGCAGGCGGAGUACCGCGAGUACGUCAACGCGCCGUCCACGUGGUCGUCGCAGCAGGACGGCGACGACAACAGGAACACGCAGCGUCGGCAGGCCAAUAGAGUGAGCAACAACGUGUCAGCGACGCUAUCGCUCGUGUCGGAGCACGGCGCUAACAACUUCGCCACGAUACGCACCACCAGCAUCGUCACCAAACAGCAGAAGGAACACAACCAGGAGAUGCACGAGCAAAUGUCUGGCUACAAGCGAAUGCGACGCGAGCACCAGGCGGCGCUACUGAAGUUGGAGGAGCGGUGCAAGGCGGACGUGGACGCGCACAAAGCGCAGCUCGACCGCGAGUACGACGCGCUGCUGCAGCAGCUGAGCCGCGACCUGGAGCGGCUGCAGACAAAACACGCUCAAGAGCUCGAGCGUAAGACAAAGCAGAACGCCGUAGCGGAGAAGAAGCUAGUGAAAGACAUCACGGCGCGGCAGGAGCAGGAUAGGAAGGCGUUCGAGGCGCAGCGCAAGCGGGAGUACAAGGCCAACAAGGAGCGGUGGAAAAAGGAGCUCAGUAUGGACGACGCCACGCCCAAGAGGCAGCGGGAUGCCACGCUACAGUCGCAAAAGGAUAACCUGAAGCAAGCAGAGGCGGCAGAGGAGGCCCGGCUAGUGCGGUCGCAGCGCGAGUACCUGGAGCUGGAGCUGCGGCGCUUCAAGCGCAGGCGCAUGCUGGCGGCGCACCACAAGGAGCAGGAGCUGCUCAGAGAGGAACUGAACAAACGGCAACAGCAAUUAGAUCAAGCGCACGCCAUGCUGCUGCGACACCACGAGAAAACGCAAGAGCUCGAGUACCGGCAGCAGAAGGGGGUGCACGCGUUAAGGGAGGAGCAACUGAGCAACCAGCACGCCACCGAGCUGGCCAACCAGCGCGAGUACAUGGCGCGCGCCGAGCACGAGCUGCGCAAGAAGCACGCGCUGCAGCUCAAGCAGCAACCCAAGAGCCUCAAGCAAAAAGAGAUGCAAAUUCGCAAGCAGUUUCGAGAAACGUGCAAGAUCCAGACGCGUCAGUACAAGGCCCUCAAGGCGCAGAUUUUACAAAUGACAGCCAAGGAACAACAAAAAGAAGUAAUAAAGUCGCUGAAGGACGAGAAGAGGCGCAAGCUAGUACUGCUGGGCGAACAGUACGACCAGAGCAUCAGCGAGAUGCUGCAGAAACAGACUGUGCGGCUCGACGAGAGCCAGAUGAUGGAGUGCGAGCAGCUGAAGAUGCAGCUGGAGCACGAGCUGGACAUGCUGACGGCGUACCAGAGCAAGAGCAAGAUGCAGGCGGAGGCGCAGCGCAACCGCGAGCGCCGCGAGCUCGAGGAGCGCGUCGCCGUGCGCCGCGCGCUGCUGGAGCAGAAGAUGGAAAUGGAGAGCGCGCAGUUCCUGGCGGAGCGCGCCGAGCGCACGCGCAUGCUGCACGAGCGCCACGAGCGCGAGCUCGACCACUUCGACAACGAGUCCGCUCGCCUCGGCUUCAGCGCAAUGGCGAUCGCGGAGGGCAGCCGGGACGGGUUCGGCGACGAGGAGCAAUCGCUGUCGGGCUCCAUGCUCUCGCUCGCACACUCCAACUCCUCCGCCUCCUUCCCCGCCGGCUCGCUCUAACGGGACGAUCGCGUCCCACACCCCACACCCCACCCCGCCCCAUCCACACACACAUGCUUUUGCCAGAAGCAAAUGAGGUAUCUUGUUG
This is a messenger RNA of Cydia splendana, 3420 nucleotides long. It is a transcript of the gene Tao, whose product is annotated as serine/threonine-protein kinase Tao. The transcript is spliced from 21 exons. Gene Ontology annotation, cellular component: cytoplasm. Gene Ontology annotation, molecular function: protein serine/threonine kinase activity; ATP binding. Bases 348 to 3332 code for a protein of 994 amino acids. The record is from RefSeq and is a predicted model, not a curated record. Gene Ontology annotation, biological process: protein phosphorylation. Lineage: Eukaryota; Metazoa; Arthropoda; Insecta; Lepidoptera; Tortricidae.